AUGUCAGAAUACGCAAACUUAUUACCAAAAAGUGGUCAAUGGAAACAACAAAUAACAGAUUUUUUAUCAGAAGAUGUUCCAUCAUUUGAUUUUGGAGGUUUUGUGGUUGGUGCAAAACCUGAAACUGCUUCAUUAUAUAUGAAACAAGAAGGUUUAAUAUGUGGUAUACCGUUCGCUGCAGAAGUUUUUAAACAAUGUAAUUUACAAGUGAAAUGGAAUUACGACGAAAAGACGUACAUCACAUUGGAAGAAUUAAAACAAACAAAUGGGAAAAUUGCUAUAGCUUCAGUAAGUGGACAAGCUAAAAAUAUAUUAUUAGCUGAAAGAACUGCAUUAAAUUUAUUGGCAAGAGCUUCUGGAGUAGCUACUCAAUCUUACAUCACCAAGAAAUUAGCCGACGAGAAUGGAUAUACUGGAUUAAUAGCAGGUACAAGAAAAACCACUCCCGGGUUAAGAUUGAUUGAAAAAUACGCAAUGUUAGUUGGAGGAGUAGAUACUCAUAGAUACGAUUUAAGUUCAAUGGUAAUGUUAAAAGAUAAUCAUAUAGCAUCUACUGGUAGUAUAACACAAGCUGUUAAAAAGGCCAAGACAGUUUGUGGAUUUGCAGUUAAAAUUGAAGUUGAAGUAAGCACUGAGCAAGAUGCUCGCGAAGCUAUUGAUGCUGGUGCGGAUGUGAUCAUGUUGGAUAAUUUUAAAGGUGAAGAGUUAAGAAAAGUUGCUCAAUCUUUAAAGAAACAUUAUGAUGGAAGUAACAAGGCGUUUUUAUUGGAAUGUUCUGGUGGAUUAACUUUAAAAAAUUUGAGUAGUUAUCUUUGCAAUGAUAUUGAUAUUUAUUCAACUUCUUCAAUUCAUCAAGGUACUGGUAUAAUUGAUUAUUCGUUGAAAAUUGAUGUAUGA
Molecule: messenger RNA, 897 nt
Organism: Lodderomyces jiufengensis
Lineage: Eukaryota; Fungi; Ascomycota; Pichiomycetes; Serinales; Debaryomycetaceae
Product: nicotinate-nucleotide diphosphorylase (carboxylating)
Exons: 1
Coding region: 1-897 (298 amino acids)
Biological process (GO): NAD+ biosynthetic process; quinolinate catabolic process
Cellular component (GO): cytoplasm
Molecular function (GO): nicotinate-nucleotide diphosphorylase (carboxylating) activity
Source: RefSeq, a predicted model, not a curated record